Anopheles stephensi (Asian malaria mosquito) is the source of this 1092-nucleotide messenger RNA. It is a transcript of the gene Brms1, whose product is annotated as breast cancer metastasis-suppressor 1-like protein. Gene Ontology annotation, cellular component: Sin3-type complex. Bases 144 to 854 code for a protein of 236 amino acids. The record is from RefSeq and is a predicted model, not a curated record. Lineage: Eukaryota; Metazoa; Arthropoda; Insecta; Diptera; Culicidae. Gene Ontology annotation, biological process: negative regulation of transcription by RNA polymerase II. The transcript is spliced from 3 exons. Gene Ontology annotation, molecular function: histone deacetylase binding.
UGUUUGGCUGGCUUGUUGUCAAAGUGCGCAAGUCGUCUGUAAACAAAGCUGCUUCUUGGAAAUCAAGCUAAAUUUCUCCGCGAAAAACCCGUUCCGUGUGAACAAAUCUCUAGUUUAAGUAGUUUGGAAGCACCAUUUCCAUAAUGCCUCCAGUAAAAACCGACGGAGAUAGCGAUGGGGAUGGUGAUCUGUCCGGAGCGGAGUCGGAGCAUUCCGGAUCCAGCCAGGGGCAGGACCACGAUUCCAGCGCGGAGGAAGCGGACGAACCGGAUUCGGACGAUUCCUCGGAAAUGUCCGAAGGAGAGUGCGAACGGCGCCGUACAAAUUGCCAAGAUAAUCUAACGAGCCUGGAAAAACAGUUUGGUAUCCUGAAGGAACAGCUGUACAAGGAGCGUAUGGUGCAGGUGGACUAUAAGCUGCAACAAAUCCGCGGAGGUCGGUUGCAAGAUUAUUUUAUACCACUGCAACAGCUACAAACCAACAUGGACAGCCGCAAAGAGGUUGCGGAGGUGAUGAAGAAGUACCGUGUCAAUAACAUUAAGAACAAGUUUGAAUCGGAACUGCAAGCUUGCUACCAACAUUUCGAUAGUGAACAAAAUCUCGCCAACGAUGUCAUUUGUGACGAACUGAUGGAGAAGGUGCGCCGGUUGGAGGAGGAUCGCCACAACGUGGACAUAUCGUGGGCCGACUGGGGCACGAACACGCGCACGGCCAAGGUACGCGGACCGGGACGCAAAAAGGCCGUUACCGUGUCCGGACCGUACAUCGUGUACAUGCUGCGCGAGGAGGAAAUUCUCGAGGAUUGGACAUCGAUUCGAAAAGCACUGAAACGGUCGACCGCUGCCGCUACCUGAUAUUCGUUACAGUAACCACUUACUCAGCUGUACAGUUUUUACGCCAGGUUUGUCGGAUCGUGUCAAAUCUUCCCUCGCGCGGAUUUGAUUCCAGAGUACAUCUCGCGUUUGGAAAUCGCCAAGACUUGUGUACGGAUUUUGGGUGUACAUUCAUUUUUUUAAAUACCGUUUCUCGUAGCGAUUUGCGCUAAACGUAUUCAUAUAAGAUAAAAUACUAAAACUAGGAUGAAAAAUUAAA